Messenger RNA from Saccostrea echinata, 3466 nucleotides. Its product is annotated as sodium- and chloride-dependent GABA transporter 1-like. The coding region runs from base 129 to 2108 and encodes 659 amino acids. Lineage: Eukaryota; Metazoa; Mollusca; Bivalvia; Ostreida; Ostreidae. Gene Ontology annotation, cellular component: membrane. The transcript is spliced from 14 exons. Gene Ontology annotation, biological process: sodium ion transmembrane transport. The record is from RefSeq and is a predicted model, not a curated record.
UACUUGCUCCCGAGCAAACCGGUUGAAAGUGGUUUCAAGGAAUUAUAUGCUACCUCUAUAUAACAUAUCCCAGGAUUAUUUCGAAUCAUUUGACCUAUCUACGUUGUUGCUGCAAGUACUAUUGUACUAUGAAGGAUUUGGAAUUUACGCUAGAUAUUGCAAAGAUGAAGAAGGAGGAUGCAGAGUCUUCUAAAAGCUGCUCUUCUGACGAUUCUAUUGUCCAGCAGAAGAAAAAAAUCCAAGAGAGGGAUGGCUGGAAAGGGCGACUGGACUUUAUUAUGACAUGCAUUGGGUAUGCCGUGGGAUUGGGAAAUAUUUGGAGAUUUCCUUACCUUUGUUACAAAAGCGGUGGUGGUGCUUUCUUCAUUCCCUAUGUGAUGUUUCUAGUCCUUUGCGGGGUACCUCUUUUCUUUCUGGAGGCGUCUUAUGGACAGUUCUCUAGUCUGAGUCCAAUUUCAGUAUGGAGAAUGUGCCCACUGUUCAAAGGUGUUGGAGUAGGAAUGGUUAUGGUGUCUGCAAUCGUGUGUAUUUACUAUAACGUGAUAGUAGCCUGGACGUUGUAUUUUCUGUACAUGUCUUUCCGGGCAGUUCUGCCUUGGAGUACGUGUGAUAAUGAUUGGAAUACGGAAAAUUGCGUUGUAGGAAUAGGAAAUAUUCACAAUCCUACUCGGGGUAAUGUUUCAGCCUUCUCCCUGGGAAAUUCUACAUACAAUGAUACAUCUAACACAAAUAGUACUUUCUUCAAUGGGACUGUGGCCGCAACGGCUCUUGUCGGCAAAAAGAUGUCAGCAAGCGAGGAGUUUUGGACACGGCACGUUCUAGAAAUUACUGAAGGAAUAAACAAUCCGGGUACCAUACGAUGGCAGCUGUUGAUUUGCUUGACUCUGGCGUGGGUCACCGUGUUUUUGUGCCUAUUUAAAGGUGUCAAAGUUUUAGGAAAGGUGAUGCAUUUUGCAGCCCCUUUUCCAUAUCUAGUCUUGCUAGUAUUAUUGAUCAGAGGAGUAACCCUGCCGGGUGCAGUGAACGGCAUUAAAUUCUACAUUUUACCGAAGUGGGAGAGGCUGGCUGACUACCAGGUGUGGGGAGAUGCUGCGCUACAGAUAUUCUACUCAGUGGGCAUGGCAUGGGGAGGAAUUAUUACUAUGGCCAGUUAUAACAGGUUCAGCAAUAAUAUUUACAGGGAUGCAAUGUUGGUGCCCAUAAUUAACUGCAGCACCAGCAUUUUUGCGGGUUUUGUGAUUUUUUCCAUUUUGGGAUUCAUGGCAGAGUCCGCCAAUACAACAGUUGAAAAUGUUGUCAGUCAAGGACCUGGAUUAACAUUUGUGGCAUAUCCAGAAGCUGUUGCCAACCUCCCCAUUUCACCUAUGUGGGCAGUUCUAUUUUUUCUGAUGUUAUUCACCAUUGGUUUGGACAGCCAGUUUGGUAUGGUUGAAACUUGCAUAUCAGCAUUUUUGGACGAAUACCCACAUUUAUUGCGAAAGAAGAGAACACUGAUUUGUUUCUUAGCCUGUCUCUUUGAAUUUCUGUUGGGUCUUCCUUGCAUUACACAGGGUGGAAUUUACGUUCUGCAGAUAAUGGAUUGGUACUGUGCUAGCUUCUCGUUAAUGCUUAUCUCCCUAACAGAAUGUCUGGCUAUUGCAUGGAUAUAUGGCACAGAGCGAUUUUACAAAGACAUUGAAUUAAUGCUUGGGUACAAACCUCAUGCCAUUUGGCAUAUAAUGUGGCGAUAUAUUACACCAACUAUAAUCUUGGGCAUUUGGUUAUUCAGCGUCAUCACUCUAGGACCUGUUACAUACGAUGGGAGAGCAUAUCCCGAGUGGGCCAUAGUUUUUGGAUGGUGUCUUGGUGUGGCAUCAAUGCUUCCGAUUCCAAUUAUUGCUAUCACGUCUUUUAUAUGUUCAGAAGGAACACUUUGUGAGAGGUGGAACAAGUUGACAACCCCUCUAGAAAGUUGGGGGCCCAGUCAGCCAGAAGAUAGAGAGAGAUACCACGCCUCGUUAUCACAUUCAAAAAGCGGUACAUUUAUGGAGAUAAUUGACUCCGUUCAAAAAGCAGAGGAGGAAAAUGCCUCAACACCAUUCAUUGACAAAGUGAAAAUGUCCAGUUGACUUUAAAUUUUAUUUUUGGAAAAAAAAAUUUUGAAGAGAAAAGGGAAAAAACUCAAAGAAAACACAAAAAUCUGUCCUUUUCCUGGCAUGAUUUUCUGGAGUUGCAUGUGAAUAUAUAAAUAUAUAUUUUAAGCACAUUUUAUCUUCGGCGAUAUUCCUCCAAAGGAUUAUUUUCUUGAAACGCAUCAGAAUCAUGCAAAGAAAAUCCAAACAAAGAAGUUGUCAAUAAUGACCCAGUGUUAGACUUUACGUCUACUUUAGUUACUAUUUACAAAUGUAGGUUUGUGUUGGUAGAUUUAGUAAUGUCUAGUCUGUCGCUUAUUCUGAUUUAUAAGUGGAUUUAGACAUAACGUAUUCUUAGAUUUAGUUGUUUUUUUUUUGUUUCAUGUUUUUUAAAUAUGGUUGAAGAUAGUCGAAUCUGUAUGGUUCUGCUAUGAUAUAGCACCAAUUUUGUUGUAUUUUUCUUGAUUUUUGUUGUUUAAUAAAACGAUUAGAGGAUUCCAUGAAUCAUUUUUAAUCAGACAUAUAAAAGGCGAUACUUGUUCUUAUUUUUGGACAGUGUAUCCUAAAUUAUGUGCCUUCAUUGUCUAUAGAUGUAGCACUGCUGGUGUUUUAUGUUUAUGUAGCAUUUAUUUAAGCACAUUUGCUUUUAAACAUACUUUAAAAGAUGUAACAAUUUUAAAACCAAUGAAGCUUAAUUCAAAUGUUUGAAUAUUUUUUUUUUCUAGUUUUCUAGUUAUUAUUCAUUCAUUUGUUUUUGUCUUUAUUUUGUUAAAUAAUCAAUGCAAUUAACUGUCAAGUAAUUACAUUUAUCACUACAAAGCUUAAAAAACAGAUUGUUUCUUCAACCUGUUUUGUGUUUUUGUCUUACAUAUGAAUAUGCAAAGCAUAAUAUUUUUUAUUUGUUGUACAGCUGUUAAAAUUAAAAAUUAAGUAUCUCAUAGUUUUUUUUACGGAUUCCUUUUUUCUUUUUAAUUAUUUCAUUUGUUUAAAAAGGCAUAUCUUUAAGUAAAUUUUAAAUGAAAAAUAGAUGUGUUCAAACAAAGAAAACUUUAUACCCUUUAAUUUACAGUUUUUGAUCUGAUAUAGUUUAAAAUUGAGAAUGUGAUAUCCUUAAUGUAAUUAAGGUUAUAUUCUUAAUGUAAUUGAGGUUUACAAAACUACAUAUUUUCUUUAUUUUGUUUCAUCUUUACAUCCAAAUAUUUUAUUUGACUGCCUUGGAUGUUUUAGCAGGUUAAAUGAAAACAUGGUUGAACUAAUUAUAAAUGAUUAUAAACACUUGUUUAUAUGAUAUAAAUGUUUGAAAAUCACUUGAACCAAAAGAUAAAUAAACAUUUGAUUAAAUUUUUGUUAAAAAA